GAAUCAUGUAUUCACUUUUCUCUGCAAAUUUCACUUCUUUCUUCUUCAUAUUUGUGUUCUUGUUUGGGUUAUCAUCAGCAAGAACACUGUCUUCUUCUUCUUCUUCUUCUUCUUGUUCAUCUUCUUUUCAGAUUAAUAGAAGUAUAGAAGAAUUUGAAGGUUACACAGCAAUAUCAGAAUUUCGGGUAUUGAAUAGAAGAUCUUUGAAGGAAUGUAAUGAUCCAAAUCCAUAUAUUCAAAUCAAUAUAAGUGGAGUUGCAGCAUCUGGAAUUUCAAAUGAUCAAAAUGUAACAGUUACUGUUAGUGGGGUUUUGAACCCUUCAAAAUCUGAUUGGGUUGCCAUGAUCUCACCUUCUUAUUCCAGUGUCUCAGGUUGUCCUUUGAAGGAGGCAAUGUAUCUUCAGACUGGAGAUACUAGUAAGCUUCCUCUUCUCUGCCAUUAUCCUGUUAAGGCUCAGUAUGUGAGCACCGAUUCAGAUUAUCUUGAUUGCAAUAAGCAAGAAUGCAAGAAACACAUUGGUGGCUCCUGUGUAGUGAAAACCUGUACUGCUUCAUUAACAUUCCAUGUUGUUAACAUCAGAACUGAUAUAGAGUUUGUGUUCUUCACCGGAGGGUUUGAAACACCUUGUAUAUUAAAACGAACCGGGCCAACGAAUUUCGCUGAACCAAAUAAUCCUUUGUAUGCUCAUCUCGCGAGCAUAGAUUCGACCGGAGAAUCGAUGAGAGUAACAUGGGUGAGUGGAGACCAAAACCCUCAACAAGUUCAAUAUGGAAAUGGAAACAAUCAAACAUCACAAGUUACUACUUUCACACAAGAUGAUAUGUGUGGGUCCAACAUUACAAGCCCGGCCAAGGAUUUUGGAUGGCAUGACCCUGGUUACAUUCAUACUGCAGUCAUGACUGGACUUCUCCCUUCAACAACUUACUCUUACAGAUAUGGAAGUGAUUCAGUGGGUUGGAGUGAUCAAAUUCAAUUUCAAACCCCACCAGCAGGAGGAUCAACUGAGCUCAAAUUCCUUGCAUUUGGGGACAUGGGGAAAGCUCCUCGUGAUGCAUCUGUUGAGCACUAUAUUCAGCCAGGAUCAAUAUCAGUGACAGAUGCUAUGGCCCAAGAAGUUGCAUCAGGCAAAGUAGAUUCCAUUUUCCACAUUGGAGACAUCAGUUAUGCUACAGGUUUCUUAGUAGAAUGGGAUUUUUUCCUUCACCAAAUUGGAUCUAUGGCAUCUCAUGUUUCUUACAUGACUGCAAUUGGAAACCAUGAGAGAGAUUAUAUAGAUUCUGGAUCAGUUUACAUAUUAUCUGACUCAGGUGGAGAAUGUGGUGUCCCUUAUGAGACUUAUUUUCCUAUGCCUACUAUUUCUAAGGAUAAGCCAUGGUAUUCUAUAGAGCAAGGACCUGUUCAUUUCACUGUCAUCUCUACUGAGCAUGAUUGGAACCCUAACUCUGAACAGUACCAAUGGAUGGAAAGUGAUAUGGGUUCGGUUGAUCGAUCAAGAACACCUUGGUUAAUUUUUACAGGACACAGGCCAAUGUAUUCUACUUUAGCAGCAGUAGCAACAAGUGUAGAUUCAACAUUUGUAGAAAAAGUAGAGCCUUUACUAAUGGAUUAUAAGGUGGAUCUAGUUCUUUGGGGUCAUGUCCAUAACUAUGAAAGAACGUGUGCUGUUUAUCAGAACAAUUGCAUUGCUAUGCCUACAAAAGAUGGAAAUGGGACUGACACAUAUAAUGGUACAAAUUACACAGCUCCAGUUCAUGUAGUCAUUGGAAUGGCAGGAUUCUCAUUGGAUCAGUUUCCUAGCGAUACUAUCACUGCUAGUUGGAGUUUAGUAAGGAUUGCUGAAUUUGGAUAUGCAAGAUUUCAUGCUACAGAGGAAGAAUUGAAGGCUGAGUUUGUGAGUGCAAACACCACGAUGGUUGAGGAUAGUUUUCGCAUCAUCAAAAGGUAGGACAAAUAUAUGAGAGAGAGAGAGAGAGAGAGAGAGAGAGAGAGAGUGUGUGUGUUGAUAUCAUUUUCCUGAUGUAAUAAAUUUCAAAUAUUCAUUCUCUUGAUGUAAUAAAUUUUGUACAGUUAUAUUUAUAAUUA
Telopea speciosissima is the source of this 2083-nucleotide messenger RNA. RefSeq names its product probable inactive purple acid phosphatase 27. Gene Ontology annotation, molecular function: metal ion binding; acid phosphatase activity. The record is from RefSeq and is a predicted model, not a curated record. Lineage: Eukaryota; Viridiplantae; Streptophyta; Magnoliopsida; Proteales; Proteaceae. The transcript has 12 exons. The coding region runs from base 6 to 1946 and encodes 646 amino acids.